Messenger RNA from Drosophila grimshawi, 1342 nucleotides. Its product is annotated as lysosomal aspartic protease. Gene Ontology annotation, biological process: proteolysis; cell death. The transcript has a single exon. Gene Ontology annotation, cellular component: lysosome. Bases 9 to 1157 code for a protein of 382 amino acids. Gene Ontology annotation, molecular function: aspartic-type endopeptidase activity. The record is from RefSeq and is a predicted model, not a curated record. Lineage: Eukaryota; Metazoa; Arthropoda; Insecta; Diptera; Drosophilidae.
AUCUGUUCAUGUUGCUCCUAGCAACCGCUGAGUGCACACAACUGUACCGUGUGCCACUCCAUCGUUUUCCCUCGGUCCGCCAUCGUUUUCAGCAGUUUGGCAUCCGCAUGGAUCGACUGCGGCUCAAGUAUAGCUUGAGGACGCGUGGGGAUUCGUUGAGGAGUGUACCGCUAAGCAACUAUCUGGAUGCGCAGUAUUUUGGACCCAUCAGCAUUGGAACUCCACCGCAAACGUUUAAUGUCAUCUUCGACACGGGUUCGGCGAAUCUGUGGGUGCCGUCGGAGACGUGUCACAGAAAGCUCGCCUGCCAGAUUCAUAGUCGCUACAAUGCUAAACGCUCGCGUAGUUACAAAUCCAACGGCUCCCAAUUCGAUAUUCAGUAUGGCUCUGGUAGUCUCACAGGAUAUCUGUCGCAGGACACGGUGCGUAUGGCUGGACUGGAGUUGCUCAAUCAAACGUUUGCCGAGGCCACCGAUAUGCCUGGUCCCAUCUUCCUGGCUGCGAAGUUCGAUGGCAUCUUUGGCCUGGGCUAUCAAGCGAUUUCUAUUAAAAACAUCAAGCCACCAUUUUAUGCUGUAAUGGAGCAGAGUCUCCUGGAGCGCCCUGUGUUCUCGGUGUAUUUGAAUCGAGAUUCGACCAGUCUUCAAGGUGGCUACCUGUUCUUUGGAGGCUCUAGUCGACGCUACUAUCGUGGAAACUUCACCUAUGUGCCGGUAACGCAUCGCGCCUACUGGCAGGUCAAAUUGGAGGCGGCGUACAUUGGUAAGCUGCAGAUGUGCCAGAAGGGCUGCCACGUCAUCAUCGAUACAGGCACCUCCUUUAUCGCUGUGCCUUAUGAGCAAGCCAUACUGAUUAAUGAAUCCAUUGGAGGUACACCCGCUGCUUACGGCCAGUUCUCCGUUCCCUGCGAGCAGGUGCCGCACUUGCCGACGCUCAGUUUUGCCCUCGGCGGUCGUCGGUUUCAGAUGAAGGGAGAGGAUUAUGUAUUCCAUGAUAUCUUUGCGGAUCGUACAGUUUGCGCAUCGGCUUUUAUAGCCGUGGAUCUACCAUCGCCAAGUGGACCACUGUGGAUACUGGGCGAUGUAUUUCUGAGCAAAUACUAUACAGAGUUCGAUAUGGGCAAUCAUCGCAUUGGUUUCGCCGAUUCUAUUAGUUGAAUCCUUGUCUCUGUCACUGUCCCUUGCCGUUUCCUUUCUCAUUAAAUAUGCUGAUAGGGAAGCAAAAAGUCUGCAAAGUUGACACAAAUUUAAGGAGUUGUGAGAGAAAAUAGUAGAGAAAAUUUAUAUUUUCGGCAUGGCGAAGAUUACAUACACUCAGCUAUAUUAUAUUCGGUCAACUUAUA